CCCUCCCUCCUGCCGCCGGCGCCCGCGCUGUGCACUUGGGCCGGAAGCCUGCGCCGGCCGCCCCGGUUCCUUGGGGCUCUGUAAGGGACUCCGCCGCCUCGGCUCAUCGGACCUGUAGGAUUGUCAGAAACUCCAGGAAGCUCUGUUGGAAUUAACUUCAGAAACCGCAGCCCCUAUUGUAUUUGUGAAACAGGAGCAUAUAGGAGGUCAUGCCAAAACACUGAAGGCGUUAUAAGGAAGGCAGACUUCAAAAGGUCCUGAAAAAUGAAUAAUGCCAACAACAUUCCUGAGUCCUUUGACUACGACCUCAUUGUCAUUGGUGGUGGUUCUGGAGGACUGGCAGCUGCGAAGGAGGCAGCCAAAUAUGGCAAGAAGUGAUGGGCUGGAUUUUGUCACUCAACUCCUCUUGGAAAUAGAUGGGGACUUGGAGGGACAUGUGUGAAUGUGGGUUGCAUACCGAAGAAACUGAUGCACCAGGCUGCUUUACUGGGCCAAGCCCUACAAGAUUCUCGCAAGUAUGGAUGGCAAGUUGAAGAGACAGUUAAACAUAAUUGGGAGAGCAUGACAGAAGCAGUUCAGAAUUAUAUUGGCUCCCUGAACUGGGGCUACCGUGUGGCUCUGAGAGAGAACAAAGUCACAUAUGAGAAUGCGUAUGGAGAGUUUGUUGGGCCGCACAAGAUUAAGGCAACAAAUCAAAAAGGCAAAGAGAAUUUUUAUACUGCAGAGAAAUUUCUCAUUGCCACUGGUGAAAGACCACGUUAUUUGGGCAUCCCUGGAGAUAAAAAAUAUUGCAUCAGCAGCGAUGACCUCUUCUCCUUACCUUACUGCCCAGGAAAGACUCUCGUGGUUGGAGCAUCAUACGUUGCUCUUGAAUGCGCUGGGUUUCUUGCUGGUAUUGGUUUGGACGUCACUGUUAUGGUACGGUCCAUCCUCUUGAGGGGUUUUGACCAGGACAUGGCCAACAAAAUUGGCGAACACAUGGAAGAACAUGGUAUCAAGUUUAUAAAGAAGUUUGUGCCCAUUAAAAUUGAGCAGAUUGAAGAAGGAAUGCCAGGCAAACUCAAAGUGGUGGCUCAGUCCACAGAUGGCCAAGAAACAAUCGAAGGAGAGUACAACACUGUGUUGCUAGCAGUAGGAAGAGAUUCAUGCACAAGAAAAAUUGGCUUAGAAAAUGUUGGAGUGAAGAUCAAUGAAAAGACGGGAAAAAUCCCUGUUACUGAUGAAGAGCAGACCAAUGUGCCUUAUAUCUAUGCUAUUGGGGAUGUGCUGGAGGGCAAACUGGAACUCACACCUGUAGCAAUCCAGGCAGGAAGAUUGUUGGCCCGGAGGCUUUAUUCUGGCUCCACAGUCAAGUGUGACUAUGAUAAUGUUCCUACCACUGUGUUUACACCCUUGGAAUAUGGUGCUUGUGGAUUCUCUGAGGAGAAAGCUGCAGAAAAAUUUGGAGAGGAAAAUAUUGAGGUUUACCAUAGUUAUUUCUGGCCUUUGGAGUGGACUGUCCCAUCCAGAGAUAACAACAAAUGCUAUGCAAAGAUAAUCUGCAAUAUUAAAGAUAAUGAGCGAGUAGUGGGGUUCCACGUCCUGGGCCCCAAUGCCGGAGAAGUUACUCAGGGUUUUGCCGCUGCACUCAAGUGUGGACUGACCAAAGAGCAGUUGGACAGCACAAUAGGAAUUCACCCGGUCUGUGCGGAGAUAUUCACCACCCUGACCGUGACUAAGCGCUCUGGAGGAAACGUUAUCCAGGCAGGUUGCUGAGGUUAAACCCCAGUGUUGCUGCCGCUGCCGCCAAAAACUCCGAUUUUUUUUUUGAAGCUAACGUCAAGGAAAAUCUGAAGAAGAGCCUUCAUCUAAUCUCACCACACCCUUGGGUUCUUCCAUCGUCAGAGCAGAACAACGUUGGCGCAUGUCACUUGCCUGUGAUGAUCGGAGAGGGCAGUUUGGCACAACAUUGGGGUCACUCUCAAAGACUUUAAACUGUUUGCAGGAGUGCACCCAAGGGCUGCAUUUAUGAAGUCAGAGCCAAAAGCCAGCAUUUUGCGGUUGGCUGUGAUGGAAAAACUCCUGCCACAGUUUUAGGAUAAAUUCCCCCCACCCCCCCACCUUUUAAGUUUCUUAUUCUCAGCAGUUGUAAUACUAACUAUAAUAAUGCUAUGGAUUUUUACUGAAUUUUUAGAUUCAGUGUUGUAAAGUUCACAAAUUCGAAUAGUCUCUCCUCCUCUUGCAGCACAGGCCCACCUUCAGAGGAGAGAUUACAGUGUUUAUUUCAGAUUUUGAGAAUUAAAAUUUUCCUUAGCAAUUUAUUUAGCAACUGUUCUGUGAGUCUUAACUAGUAAAUUAUCUGAAUAAUUCAGGCCCCUGAGUACCCUGUGAUGUAUCUUAUCUGGAUAUUUUGGUUGAAAGUGUUUUGUGACUUGAGAAAUCUAGAUAAUGUAGACAUGAAUUCUGCAGAUCAUUUUCUAUUAUUGAUUCAACCAUUGGUUUGACCCCUCCCCUACCAGUUUUCAAAAACAUUCACUGUCAGGUGUUUUUGUCUAAAUUUUAGUUAGAAUUUAAGGACAACUAGUGGCCAGUUAUCUUGGUAAUGUGAAAUAGGAUAUGCCACCAAUGAAGGUUGUAUACAUAUUUUUUUCUAACUCUACAAAACAGUUUUUGACUUUCAUCAAAACUAAUCAACGGAACAAAAUGCAGGUCUUCAGUAGGAAAUGGUGAAAACUGUGUUGUCAGAAACUGAUUUUUUUUCCUUUAAACUGUUUUUUGGCUUUGCCUCCUUAGCCCUAAUGCCUUACAGGCAAAAAUCAACAUCAAAUGAAGGUCUUUGGCAGUAGAAGCCAUUUGACUUUUGCUACAAGUCUUUGGUUUGGGCAGAAAGCCUAAAAAUCUGGUAAUGGUUUUAGUUUAUUUUCCUCUAUUCUUUGUGUAUCUUGCUUAUUCCUGUUUGCAGAAACCUCAUUUCCAGGGAAAUAGGGCCCUCCACACUUGGAAUUUGAAUCUCUAUGUGUUUGUAUGUAAUACUUUUUCAAGAAACUUAUUUUCAUAGAUUAUUUAAUUUUUUUUAAAGCCCACAGGCCGAUUUGAAGGAUUUGUAUAUAAAGCCAAGUGGAGGAGACGGGAGUUGCAUAUUUUGAGUUAAUUGCCCGUAGUUGGCAAAAAAUUUUGUACUGAGGUAUUUAUCCUUUUGUUAGAUCUCUAAAUUGGAGGCAGGUGAAACUGACCAUUUGACUGUCUAUUCCAGUUCUCUGAAUUGGGCAUUUUUUUGUCUCAGGGGAGCAAAAAUUAAAAUGAGGGUGUAGCUCCGGGCCGAAUGGCUGGAGGGUUAUCUUGUGAGUGGCUGUGGCACUGAACUUUUAUUUCAAAGGAUGACAGGCCCUCGAGGAAGCAGAUUUUUCAUUUUCCUGUGGCAAGAUGUAGUGGGCAAAUACCAGAUCUGAGCGUGGAUGGUGAGCCUUGUUUAGCUGAGGGUUCUUACCGGUCCCUCGCACAGUCACUCGCAUGGUUCUAGUGAGAAACAUUCACUGGACUUGCAUUCAGGGUGGAGGGUUAAGACGGUGGCUGUGCUCCAUCUGCCAACUCACACGUCGACAUCAAAAUCUCUCCAUCUCUGAAGUAGCAGAUGGUCCUGAGAUUGCUGUAAGGUUAGCAGUCCAUCAUGUUAUAAUUCUUUCUUGCUAGUAGCAGUUAAUAUGGUAUCUAUGCAUUUGUCAAAAGAAGGCAAGAGAAUCAUUAUAUUGGACUUCAAACUAAAUGUCCGAGCAAAGAAUUUGUGAUUCAGGACAAGAUAAAUGUAGUUUUUCUCAAAGAAAUGUUGAAAAACUCUCCAAGAAUGUGAACUAUUAAAUAAUAUUUAUAAUCA
Molecule: messenger RNA, 3850 nt
Organism: Ornithorhynchus anatinus (platypus)
Lineage: Eukaryota; Metazoa; Chordata; Mammalia; Monotremata; Ornithorhynchidae
Gene: TXNRD1
Product: thioredoxin reductase 1
Exons: 15
Coding region: 469-1755 (428 amino acids)
Biological process (GO): cellular response to oxidative stress; glutathione metabolic process; cell redox homeostasis
Cellular component (GO): mitochondrion; cytosol
Molecular function (GO): glutathione-disulfide reductase (NADPH) activity; flavin adenine dinucleotide binding; thioredoxin-disulfide reductase (NADPH) activity
Source: RefSeq, a predicted model, not a curated record